AUGUCCACAGCUGUAGGCGACAAGUCGUCGCUGAAGCCCAGGUGCCAUUUCGAGCCACGCUGCCUGGUGGCAGCAGGAUCCAAGCAAACGGAAACGCUCACCGUCCACCGUUUCCACAACGCAAAACCGCUCGUCCCGGCCCCAGCAGACAGACGCCAGCGCCUGACUCAAACCCCCAACCCCCAGCACCCAGCACCCAGCACCCAGCACCCAGCACCCAGCACCCAGCACCCAGCACCCAGCACCCAGCACCCAGCACCCAGCACCCAGCACCCAGCACCCAGCACCCAGCACCCAGCACCCCCUCGUGUCGACCACAACAAACCAAGAGACGGGUUGCAUUCCUCGGCGGCCUCACCUGUCCUUUGUGGCACUUCAGCACGAGCAAAGGCGCCGAUCACAGGGUCCGCGGAGACGGAGGGCAUCGGGGGCGGAACAGCGCGUGACGUCAAGGGAUCAACAAGCGUGCUCCUUUUGGAACCUGGCUCCGCUGCAGUGCCAGAGUGCUCAUCGUGCUUGGUCGCUCGCCAGAUCUUGGUCCCCAAUGCGCAGCAGCUUGUUGGUCCCCAAGCUCCUCCCCCUCUGGGGCUUCUGCAGUGGGGACCGUUUUCCCCCUUUGGGAACCUGUGA
Molecule: messenger RNA, 630 nt
Organism: Verticillium dahliae VdLs.17
Lineage: Eukaryota; Fungi; Ascomycota; Sordariomycetes; Glomerellales; Plectosphaerellaceae
Exons: 1
Coding region: 1-630 (209 amino acids)
Source: RefSeq, a predicted model, not a curated record